AUGCCACUGCCAGUGCUGUCUACCAGAAACAUUACAGACUGUCGUAUCCUGGAGAAUCUUCAGCGCUACGCCUCCCCUACUUACCUGCCUGUCAACUACCAGCUCCUCAACACAGAGUCCUCCUUUUUUCUUAAGGAAGCCACCCAGGACUUCAUGCGCAACUCUAGUUUCCUCUCCAGAACAGAACUGUUCUUCAUCCACCAGGCCAGGAGACCUCCCACCAUCAACGCCACAUAUGGGACCCUUGCAGUGGAAGAGCCUAUUCCUUUGGACCUCCUUCAGAUGCCUGGCUCCUUUGUGGCUUCUUCAGCCCUCUUCACCUUCAACUGGAAAGUACAAACCUUUGUUCUCAACGAAAGGAUUUACCUGAACAAACCCAAGGUUCAGGUCUUGUUCUACAUCGCUGGGAGGGACUGGGACGACUAUAGCGCGGUGGACAAACUCCCCUGUGUACGGAUGUUCGCCUUCCACGAAACCCAGGAGGUCCGUGGGAGCUGCAGGUUGCGAGGGGACAUGGGCGUCUGCGUUGCAGAGCUCGAGCCUCUUCCUGGGUGGUUUGCAUCUCCUAGCAUUGUCCCCGGACGCCAGAGGGGUCCGGAUAUGUCUGAAGGAACGCCUGUAGAGCUGUACUACAGCCUUCGGGCCGCAGAAGUGGGAGCUUGUCUUUCCGAGGAGUUAGGGUUCAAGAGCGCCGCUCACUCGGAUCAAGAGGGAUUGUUUGGGUCAGCGACCUCUACACCCAUGAGGCACAUCGGGAGUGUAAGAUUAUUCCAGAAUCCAUCUGCUCCGGAAUUAUCAGAGCAACGUUUGGAUGGGAAUUUUGCAGUGUUGGUACCAUCCGCGCCAGUUCGGCAAAGGGAUACCGUGUCAGCAUAUGUUGCAGCUUCACCGUACUCACCUGUGGAGAUGUUCACUCUCAGGGUGAAGUUAAAAGAUGGAGUGGCGUUCCUUGGCGCUCGACCCAGUAACCCAACACUCUGGAUGGUUAGUCAAGAUGUAAGAACAGAAGGUCACAGGAUUGUGACCCUGCAUUGUCGCCGUAAGGAGUCUAGCUAUGGACAGAGCGUGGAGCCGGGCUGGCAGAGGGUGGUUCAGGUGGAUCUGGAGGUGGACGGUGUCGGAAGUACGGUAGGCAGCAGGUCCAUUUCCUGGGCAGUGGAAUACCCGGGCAUCAGGGCCGGCAACGAGGAAACUGAGACGCACAUCCACCUGGCACAGAAAGACCUAGUUGGCAUCGUGCCGCUGGCUAUGGAAACAGAGAUCCUGAACACCGCAGUGCUGAACGGGAAGACGGUGGCGGUGCCGGUGAAGGUGGUGACGGUGGGCACAGACGGGACGGUUACAGACGUGUCAGACGCUGUGCAGUGCCAGUCCACUGAUGAAGACGUGGUUAAGGUAUCGGACAGGUGUGAUUACAUCUACGUGAAUGGCAAAGAGAUGAGAGGACGGGUCCGAAUGCUGCUGAACUUCACGUACGGUUACCUGAGGGCCCAGCUGGAGGUGAAGGUCUGGAUUCCCAAACUGCCUCUGCACAUCGAAGUUUCAGAUACGGAACUCAGUCAGAUCAAAGGCUGGAGGAUUCCCGUAAACAGUAACGCCCAGAGGUCAACGCGGGACAGUGAAGAUGACGAUGAUGAAGAGCGGAGAGGAAAGACAUGUACUCUACAGUACCAGAGGGCCAUGGUGCGUGUGCUCACACACUUUGUGGCUGAAUCCUCAGAGACGCAAGGUCAGGUGGCCCACAUGCUGGGCAGUGAUUGGCAGGUGGACAUUACGGAGUUAGUCUGGGACUUCCUGAAAGUAGAGGAUCCACGAAUCGCCAAGCUAAGAGAGGGACGGGUUUUGGAGGGCAUGGACACAGGCAUGACCAGCAUUCAGGUUCUGUCCCCGCUGUCAGACUCCAUCCUGGCAGAGAAGACAGUGAGGGUUGUGGAUGAUCGAGUGACCAUCACUGAACUGGGCCUGCAGUUGGUCAGUGGGCUCACACUCAGCCUGCAGCUCAGCACAGGAAGUAACCGAGCCAUCAGCGCCACGGCAACCACACAAGAAGUGCUCAGCAAUCCUAAACAGGAGGCGCUGAUCAGUGCAUGGCUGCAGUUCAGUGAUGGCUCCAUGGCUCCUCUGGACCUAUACAACCCAGAGCACUUUGUUUUGACUGCUACUUCUCUGGAUGAGGAUAUGGUGUCCGUACGGCAAGAUGCAGCAGGCCGGUGGCCGGUCAUUUUUGCCCAUGCCGAGGGUCAAGGUCUGCUGGUGCACGUGGAAAUGACGGUAUCUGAAGUGUGUCAGAAAUUUAAGCGUCGAAGCGUCCUGGCGGCUGGAAACUGUAACAUCCGUGUGAAGUUUGGUCGUAGCGAAAGCGCCUUGAGACCCGGCGACUACGGCCAGGAUGGAGACGACAUGAACAACAGACCAGGAGACCGCAGACAGAACCCAUCUCUCCCGGAUAGGACCGGAAUGGACAACCACUACUAUGGAAGCUCCAUCUCAGACAUGGAGGACAGUAUCAUGAGAAGAAUCACCACCACAACCAAAACGGCAAUCAUCAGGAGACCAGGUGGAGACAAGCUCUCAGAUGAUGGGAGCCAGUUGCCCGGCAAUCCCAUUGACUUCUCAGACUUCCCCGCGCAAGUGGACCUUCCCCGAGGACAUAACGUGGAUGAGGACGACCUUCAAAUACCUCAUGGACUUACCGACCUUGAAAUUGGGAUGUACGCUUUGUUAGGCGUCUUCUGUUUGGCUAUUCUGGUUUUCCUCAUCAAUUGCAUCUCAUAUACUCUCAAGUACCGACACAAGGAGAUGUCGAUUGAGGGCCAGGAGAGCUUGAACCAUGCCCACGACUGGGUGUGGCUGGGAAAUGACGCCGAAUUUCUGGAGAGCCAUGUAAGUUUGUCUCCGCAGACCGAUGAGCACAUCACCAUUAUGGACUCCAGUUUAGGAGGGUUAGAAGAAGGAAGCCACCUUCUCAACGGCGGUUCUUUGCAGAAGAACGUUCAAGGCCAGGUGCACCGAGGAGCCGAAACCGCUACAGUCUGCACCGGGAAAGACAGCAAAGGUGAUUCACCAACGACCAAAAGGAAACGUGUGAAGUUUACUACAUUCACCACCAUCCCUGUGGAAAGUGUUAGUCCAGCUAAGGAAAAUCUGGGAGUCGAUCCUGACAAUGACAUUAAGUGGGUAUGUCAGGAUGUUGAGCUUGGCGACUCCAAGGAACUACGAAACUACAUGGAGCGGCUAAACGACAGUGCUUUAAAGGAAGUUGCGUAGUUGAAUCAUUGUGUGCGAACUGAACUCACCCUUUUGCCUUUGUAAUAGAGACGAGUACGAGCCAGGGAACAACUGCUACAUAAACCUUACUGAACACAAUACAUCAGCCAUUACAUAAAGGAUGUCUAGCGUUCUUUUGGUUUGACAUGCCAAUGGUAGGACAAAGCAG
This is a messenger RNA of Sinocyclocheilus anshuiensis, 3436 nucleotides long. Its product is annotated as transmembrane protein 132C-like. The transcript has 9 exons. Bases 1 to 3267 code for a protein of 1088 amino acids. The record is from RefSeq and is a predicted model, not a curated record. NCBI's taxonomy places the organism in Eukaryota, Metazoa, Chordata, Actinopteri, Cypriniformes, Cyprinidae.